AUGGCGAAAGUCGUGGAUGAAUGGGGCUCCGCUUCCUUUCUACGCUUGCGCGGCAAGGAAGCCCUCACUUCCGGCCUUGCGCGCUCAGGGUCUGAACCUAACGGGCGCAAAACUAUCAGCAGGAAGUUCAACCCCUUGGUUACCUCGGACCGCAGCAAAAACCGCAAACGCCACUUCAGUGCGCCCUCGCACGUGCGCAGGAAGAUCAUGUCUUCCCCACUCUCCAAGGAGCUGCGGCAGAAGUACAGCGUCCGCUCCAUGCCCAUCCGCAAGGACGACGAGGUCCAGACAUCAGCAGUAAGCAGGACUGACAAGGCACCUGUCGCCAUGGAGCUCGACAUUUUAGAGCAGGGAUUCCCAGCCUCAGCACUGUUGACAUCUUGGACUGGAUGCUUCUCCCCACUAGAUGCCAGUAGUACCUCCUCACGUUUGUGACAGGUGAAAAUAUUUCCAGAUAUUGUCAAAUGUCCCUGGGGAGCAAAAUCCACCCCCCCUUCCCCUAAUUGAGAACCAUUGUUUUAGAGAAUGAAAUGGGAUACGGUUAAGGGAUUUGGUAUAUCUUUUAAGGCACGUGGACACUUUGAAGCUUUGAGGAACAUUUCGAGGAGAAGCUUGAAACCAGGGGAUAAUUUGGCCUGAGGGAAUGAAAGGAAUAGAGUGGGAAGUAUAGUUUUGAGGUAUGAUCAACAGUUGCAACUUCUCUUCUAGAUCCUUCCCAUCAGACAUGUUCUAGAAUGGGGGAAUUGCAAGUGCAUGUAAGGGCUAGUAGGCAUAUUAAAAAAGGGAAGUUGGCUGAUGGCAAGAAAAUAGCAACUGGAAAGCUCAUGCCUCAUUUAAAGGAGAUUGUGGUGUACCUUCAGCCCAUUGCUACUACAGGGAAAUGCAGGCUCCUUGUUGUCAGAUUCUUGAUUUUGCAAGAAAACUAGAAAGUUUAGAUUCUCUUCCCAGUCCUCCAUUUCCUUCUAGCUACUACUACUCUGUUCUGCAUGUAUGGCCAGUGUCCUCAAAAGAGUUGUCUACACUUCCUCACCUUCCCAUUUAUGCCUAGAGCCUCUCCAAUCUGAUUUGUAUCUCACUACUUUAUAGAAACUGCUUUUGGCUGAGAUCAGAACCUGUUUGUGACUAAAUCCGGGACACAUCUUGGUCUCAUCAUGCUUGACUUUUUCAGCAGCACUUGGCAUAGGUAGCACUGCCUUACUUCUUGAAAUAGUUUGGCUUUUUCGCUUCUGUGACCGUUCAGGCUCAGUUUACUUUUGACUUCUCAGAUUCCUUUGCUGGUCUCCUCUGAUCCGUAAAUGCUGGAGUUUGUCAGCAUCUGCACCUGGUCUAACAUCUCAUCUUGCCUACAUUGCUUCCCUGGGUGAUACUAUCUAUUCCGAGAUCCAAACGUCUGCCCUAUGCUAACAACACCCUAUUUUAUAUCCCAACCCAAACCACUUUCCAGAACACAGACCUGGAGAUCUAACUAUGUGCGGAACAUCUUUAUUUAAAAACCUCAUAGUUGUAUUAAAGAGGGCACGUUCAGCGUGGAGCACUGGGUGUUAUGCACAAACAAUGAAUCAUGGAACACUACAUCAAAAACUAAUGAUGUAUGGUGAUUAACACGACAAAAAAAUUAAAAAAAAAAAAAAACAAACAAACCUCAUAGUUGUCUCAAGCUUCCAAUCUGGGAGUACUCUUGACCGGAACACUGCUACUCUCUAUAAUCUGCUUUUCCUCCCAUCUUUCACACUUCAAUAAGCAUCACUUUUUCACUUGGCUGUGCCAUAAACCUUUAAAUUCUCCCUAAUGUCUCUCUCUUCCUAACCUACAUCUAAUCGAUUACUUAAUCUUAAUUGAUUCUAUCUCUAAAAUAAGUCUUUCUUUACAUUUCCAGUUUAGUUCAAGACACUAGCUUUCCCUCUUUUCCUGGUCAAACAUUCUUCACAGAGGGGCAUUUUUUGCAAAUUAGAUUCUGCUUAGAACCUAUCAUUGGUGCUUGACUGCUUACUAUAAACCUAAAAUCAUUGACAACAAGGCCCUGUGUGCCCCAGUCCUGGUCUGCUUGUUCAGCUUCAUCUCAUCCUAUUAUGCCCCCACAUGUUCUGUACUUCAAACACACUGGCCUUCUCAGGUCCUUAAGUAUGCCUUGACCUUUCCUCCCUUGGGGUCUUUGCCCAGAAGGCUCCCUCUGCCUGGAGUGCUCUUCCUUCUCCCCUUUACCUGAAUGACUCCUCAUUUUUCAAAUGUUAUCUUAAAUGUCAGUUGCCCAGAAAAGCCUUCCCGGAUACAUUAAUUAGCAUGGUAUCAUAGCACCCUGUAUUUGUAUUUGCUUCCUAGCAGUGAACAUAAUUUGAUUUUAUUUCUUUUCA
Messenger RNA from Callorhinus ursinus (northern fur seal), 2351 nucleotides. NCBI's taxonomy places the organism in Eukaryota, Metazoa, Chordata, Mammalia, Carnivora, Otariidae. The record is from RefSeq and is a predicted model, not a curated record.